Lineus longissimus is the source of this 3873-nucleotide messenger RNA. RefSeq lists its product as uncharacterized. Gene Ontology annotation, molecular function: cAMP-dependent protein kinase inhibitor activity; protein kinase A catalytic subunit binding; cAMP binding. The coding region runs from base 1564 to 3594 and encodes 676 amino acids. NCBI's taxonomy places the organism in Eukaryota, Metazoa, Nemertea, Pilidiophora, Heteronemertea, Lineidae. Gene Ontology annotation, biological process: negative regulation of cAMP-dependent protein kinase activity. Gene Ontology annotation, cellular component: cAMP-dependent protein kinase complex. The record is from RefSeq and is a predicted model, not a curated record. The transcript has 7 exons.
GCAGCCCUGCGAAAACAAGUCCUGUGGUAGUUACAUGGUUAACCAGUCGGCACUUUCGUCUGCCCCGUUUUUGCUUUCUUCCGGGAUAUUAUUUCCCUGCUUUCAAUCACACGGCAGUGACAAAAAGUCCUGACAUUUACGACAAAAAAUUGGUUCCUUUCCAAUUACUACUUCGAUGAAGCAGGAUUGAAGGUCUCUGAUUGGAUACCUGGAUUCGAUUUCACUGAAAACACAUGACUGUGUUGAUUGGUUCUUGACGGUGAAGCAGGGCUGGCGGCUUCACAUUGGACAAUAUGACAGGAAGUCGCAUCGGUGGAGUGGGAUAGCUUCUGAUUCUAUCAAACUGGAAGAAUAUAUUAAAGGCCAUCGGCAUCACAUAUCGAGUUGCCGACAGAGUCCGAUGAUAUAAAGGCCUAUAUAUAUGUCUCAUAAACUCCUCUCCUGAUGGAAUACGUGGAAUCCUUGAGGAAUAUACUCUAUUCAGGAUGAACAUUACCAUUCUGACCUCUCUCAGAUUGGUACCAAUCGCGAAGAUCGCUCUUGCAAAAGCCUUGCUUGGUGUCCAUUGUUUCGUUUUGGCAGACAAACCUGUCACUUCGCCGUGUCACAUUUGAAAGGAAACGGCUUUUUCAGACCUAGAAUCAAUCAGAUACAUUGAUUCAUCACUGUACGUCUGCCUAAAUAUCUUAUUUGUAUGAUUGAAAGAGUAUCGACAGAGAGAUAUUCAAAGAAUUAAGUAGGCCUAGCGAUCCUCUUUUACAAAUCUAAUAGAAUAGCUAUUGAUAUAACGAAUUCAGAAUGGAUUUAUCAUUUGAUUCAUACCGUAAAAUGACACAGUUUUGACAGUAUGGACAAGGGUCUCUGGCAAGUUUAUUGUAAAGUUAGGGAAAGUUUACGCAGGGUAACAAACGAAUGAUUUCAAACAAUCCUUUAGACAAAUCUUGGCAGAACAAACAUUGUCAGACUUGAAGAAGCAUACUUUAUUGAGAGACAGUUUGUUGUCGACAACAGGUCGGAAGAUAUAUUCCUGACCAUUGGAAGGAAUGAGUGCGUGUGGAUAGGGAUUAGAAAUUUCAGAUUUAUUACCUUGUCAUCAUAUUAACCCGAAAUAAUGAUGGUUACUUACUACACCAUUGUCUGGCUACCAUUCUUUGGAUCGUAUGUGCUGCUGUAACGUGAAAUCGUAAGGAUAUCGCAACAAAUCAGGCGUUUUAUACCCAAGAGGGACAGAAAGGAAAGGUCCUUCCACACCUCUGGUGAUAUCACAUGACAGAAGCUGCCAUUUUUUCUCUGGGUAUUGCAUCCACGUUCGUCUCAAGUUCAGUUGGAUAAAGACUGAUAUCUGACCAGUUCCUUUGAGUUAGAUGCCGAAUGGAGUAGAAUAGAAAGCAUCAAGAAAUAAUACUCUAACGGAUUCCACUGCUUUCAAUAUGCCUUUCAAAUAAGGAAAACAAGAUGAAAGUCUCAUUUUAGAGGAAAAUGAGUAGUUUUUGAAUUGUCCGGUCCACGUAUUCUUGGAGAAGGAAGUUUUUAAUCUGUUUGUAAGACAACCAAAGCAGCAAGAUGGCUAUGAACUUUUUCAAGGCGAGGAUCAUCGGAGCCAUCGAGCAGUCAGCUGAGAAUGCUGGCAAGAGCUUUGGCGAGAUUGCGUUGAUGAGCAAAGAAGCUGUAAGAAAUGCUUCCAUCGUAGCGGAUGAUGGCACCGACCUGCUGGUUGUCAGCAGGCUCCUCUUCAACAGAUCACUCAAGAGUAAGCAAGAGGCGGAAUACAAGGAACGGAAGCAAUUCAUUGCGUGCUCCAGUCUCUUCGAUAAGUGGAUUCCAAAGUUCUCCCGCCUACUGGAGAUGAGUCUGCGAAAGGAGGUGUACCCGUAUGGCUGUAAUAUCGUCAAGCAGGGAGACCCCGUCAUUGGAUUACACUUCAUCAUCAAGGGACAGGCUAAAAUCAUUGUAGAUCCUACCUCGCAUAAGACACAAUUCCCCAAGCUGAUGCAGGAGAUGGAACGGUCAGAAGUGGACGAUCUUAGAAGUCAUUCUACCAAUAAGAAAGAAAACGAUGAGAUAGACCGCCACGAUCUGUUGGUGCGCCGUAUCCGAGUGCGCAGGCGCGAGGGGUACGCUGCAGCCGAGAAGAAGAUGGUGUACCGGAAGAUCGAUCUCUGCUUCGUCGAGGAAAUGGAAGUAAUCGGCGAUAUAGAAAUGGUGCUAAACCUUCCCACAUACAUGCAUACCAUCCAAUGUACUGCCAAUACAGAGGUGCUUAUACUCGAUAUGAAAAACUACGAGCGUUUGAUUACAAGAAAAAACCCACAGACAAUUCAGAUCAUGAAGGAGAAGGUUGUCGAAAAACUAUCGAACAGGUCGACGACUCCUCAAGGUUUACAAGUCCCGUUGAUUGGUCAUAUCGUACGGAAACUCAAACCAAAACAAAAAGUACAAGUAGACCCAGGAAAGAAUAGACAAGCGAAAAAACGUGAGGUUCUGAUGAAGCAGUUAGUGAAGCUGUUUCUGGAUGAUAAGGCGCCCAUGAUUGAACCAUGUGUCCCAAAUACAGUCUAUUAUAAAACAAAGGCGCAUGAGAAAGCACAAGUGAGGAAGAAUGUUGAGAAGCGGCAAGGGCGGAAUCUUGCUUCCGCGAACACGCGGGCGCGCUUGUACGGGAUGAACACCAAACGACCGCGGAGUAGGCGGGAAUUGGAGAAUUUGGCGUCGGCUUACCCAACAAACUUUGAUCAUAUGGAUCCCUACAGGAGGCAGAGUGCUAUCUAUGUUGAUGAAGACCAUGAGCUUGAUGAGCUUCUUGCCCGUGACAACAUCCGUACUGCUGUGAGCGACGAAGUUUUCAAGCUUACUCAACUCGACAGCGAUGACGAGGGUGAAAAGAUCUCCAAAGGUUCAUUGAUCAACAUCGUCUCGGAAAUGGACAGCUACCAGCGUGUCACCUCCGCUGUCAGGUCGAAGGUUGUGACGGCUGUGGCUGAACGCGAAAAUAAACAUAAGCAGUUUGAUUUGUUGCGGCCUCAGUCUGCUCCUGCAAUGAAAUUUGAAAGGAAGGAGGAGGUGGAGCAUGAGGCUGAGCAUGAAGAGGAGUUGUCGCUGGCUAGCGAGGGAGAGGAGUUUCAUGAGGGAGACGACAACUUCGAUUGGGAGACAAGCGAUGGCGGGUUACGGAACUUGGAAGACAAGGUGCGGAGGUUUGUGGAGCGACCGAGUGAGAAGGCAAUUGGGCACGGGGCCUCCAUACGGCCUAUGAGGAGGUUUGAGAUUAAGACUCAGGCAGACAUCCCAGUGCCAGGAGGCACCGUCUUCGUACGCCGGAAGGAAUGCCGCUUCGGGGCAACGAACACCGUGGGUGAACACCAACAUGUCCGCCAUUUUAUGCUUCCAAAAAACGCCUUCCAAGCCAUUCAGUUAGAAAAGGAACGCAUGAGACAUAAACAACAAUACGAGGAGGUGAUUCGUCAGACGCCACUUCCUCCGCGACCAAGGACAUCUUUGUCUUCCGCGAGGAGUUUAAGGACGGUCCCCAAUAAUAGAAAGGUUCGCCCGCAUUCAGCUUUCGUCAGUAGACAAACUGCUGAUGCUAUGGUCUGAUCCGCCACGGAUAUUUCGAUCUGUGAUAUCAUUGUUGCCAUCAGACACUUCACUUCUGAUAUGUAAUGUGUGGUGGUUUCCGUUACCGCUUCAGUACCCCGCCGAAAAUGCUUCGACCCCAGGUUGGCCUUCCAGAAGAUUGAAGUUUAUUGUACUAAGACCCAAUUUGUCAACAGACGAAAAACGACAAAGAGCCUUUGUAGCUUCUUUGAGAGGAAAAAAGACAUUUAGUGUUAACUUAUUUAUUUUCGCUUUAGAAGCUCCUAUAAAUAUUUUCUA